GCUUGAUGUGUUGUUUCGUUUUUAUGUUGAACAGUUAAACAGGCUUAACGAAUUACUAGUUAGCUGCCUAGUAGGCCGCCAGCUAGCUAUUACAUUUGACUACUUCAACUUUUCUUACUUUUGUUUACAACGUUAAUCCGGCUAUGAAGAUGUGCCAUAGUAUUUCAGUAAUUAGUAGAAAAUACAGAAUUGUAAUUGGUUUGAAAAAAGUUUAGUCACAUGUUAAGUGCAAAAGAAAUAGUAAGCUGAUCAAUAUGAUAUAUAUACAAUAUUUUAUAUUAUCGAAAAACAGCUUUAUGGUUGUGUCUGUUCUUUCUGGAGUGUCAAAUGCUUCCCCCAGGUGUUUACACAAGAGUUUUUAUAUAAGCUUGGGCAAGUUGUGACAUGUGACACCAAUAAGACACCUCAGGGUUUUUUUAUAGUCCAAAGCACCAUGUAUACUUGCAUCAUUAAUGCAAGACACCGGACAAUAAUUUACAAUGAGGGCUUUACCUGUAUGUAAUUUUACACAAUCAUGUAAUUUAGUUUUUUCUACUGAUAACUUCUUUUUCUCUUUUCUUAUUAUGUUUUCACAACAGGCCAACAAGCACUGUGAAAAAACUCUUCAAAAGUAACAACUCAACCAAAAAAACUUAGCUUAGCAAUAUUAGAAAUGCUCACUUACAAAUAGAAAAAAAGUAUUCGUUGCACGUGAGAGUAAUGUAUAAAUAGAAAGAAUAUUAAUAUAGGUCGCGUAUGAAAAGCCACUGCGUUAACAUAAGCUUUUGAAAUUUAUUGUGUGCUUUCCAAGUUAUAAUACAGUAGCUGUAUACACUGUACAUUAUGUAUUUAGGAAUUGGUAGCUCAGUCCAUAGAGCACUUGACUCACAUCCACAAAAAACGCUAUAGAAACAAAUUUAUGGUCUCUCCUGGAAGCAAUUAAAAUGGUAAGGGAUAUCCAACAUCCAAUUAUCCAACUCAAAACAUGGCAUAUCCACAACAGCCAAACAUGGCAUACCCACAACAGCCAAACACAGGUUACCCUCCACAGCAGAAUAUGGCGUAUCCUCCUCAGCCACAAGGUUAUCCUCCACAAAAUCAUAUUGCAUAUCCACAACAACCAACAUACCCACCAGCAGGUCCGCCACCUCCGUACACACCUACAGCACAACAGACUUAUCCUCCCACCACUGGCUAUCCACAACAACCUGUCGGUUAUCCACCUCAUACUGGUUAUCCUGCUGCAGCAGUUCAUGGAGGAGCGUUCGACUCAUCUGCUCGUUUUGGUGCUGGUGCAUCUUAUAAUAUUCCACCUCCUCCGCCGGGUGUGGCACCAACUGCUGCUCAAGUAGCAAGUAUGCAUGGCCAACCUGUCAUGAUGCAACAAAGAAAGGCUGACUUCUUCGGCGGCCAUAGCAGCGGGGGCUCCACAUUUUGGUAGUCUGUAAUAUACAUUUAAGUAGUUUCCACCCUACUCUUACAAAAAAAAAUUUAAACAGCUUUCCGCAUUUGUUCAUGCUGUCAUGCUCCACUGCAGGGCGUGCCUUUUUAAAUGCUGAUUUUAGGAUUGUUUAUCUAAGUUGUACAUUUGAUAUAGAAGCAUCCGUGACUCAUGACGUCAUGAAAAUUGUGUGGAACGAUGUUUUUAUAUUUGCUUGUUAGAAUGUUGUGGAAUGAAUAAAUAUUUUUUUUAGCUUAAAAUGAUUAAAAGUUUCUCUGUUCUUGUCUAACUUUUUGUGAAUAUUUUUGUUUUUUGUGUUGUUGUUGUAUGAUUUUUUGGCGAUUGUAAAUAAUUUUAUUCUCUUCA
This is a messenger RNA of Hydractinia symbiolongicarpus, 1786 nucleotides long. Its product is annotated as annexin A7-like. Lineage: Eukaryota; Metazoa; Cnidaria; Hydrozoa; Anthoathecata; Hydractiniidae. The transcript is spliced from 4 exons. The record is from RefSeq and is a predicted model, not a curated record. Bases 965 to 1420 code for a protein of 151 amino acids.